AAGGUCUCUGGUAUAUGUUUGUGUAUGUCGCUUGGCGUUUUUUUAUAUUAAGUAUCCGUGCCGAUAAGAAUAUGAUUUACGGACGAAUCAAUAAGGCUUAAGACAUCAGGUCCAGGAUUUUGAGUGAAAUUCAUUCAUCUGUAUGGUUGAAUAACAUUAUAACUGAUGUUAUGUCUCCAACUCGUGAUAAGAACUCUAAUUGCUAACCCUAACACAAAACUGUACAUCACAUUUUUUGCAAUAAUUUAUAGCCCUCUUUUGAUUCUAGUGAACGGUUGGGUUUUUUCAGGUUCUUUCCGAAUUGCUCAGAUGUCGUUCAUAAAUUAUAGUCUCAACGAAAGCUCCAAUGAUCUCUUCAUACGGUACAAUAGCUCCGAUUUUAUUUUGAACCAUCAAAAUCAACGUUAUUGCAUGAAGAUUUAAUAGCUGUUUUACUGGUUCAUAAAGUCCAGAUCAUGCAGGAUUUAUUCAGAUAUUUCGUUUUAUUCAUUAUUUUUUCACUCGAAUUUUUACUUGGCGAAAAUAAUGCUGAACAAGAUUAUUAUGACAUUCUCGGGAUAAGUAAAUCAGCCUCAAAUAGUGAUGUUAAAAAAGCCUUCCGGAAACUAGCGUUAAAAUAUCAUCCAGAUAAAAAUAAGGAUGAAGACGCACAGAAAAAGUUUGUGAAAAUUGCUGAAGCUUAUGAUGUGCUCUCUGAUGAUGAAAAACGUAAACAGUAUGAUAGUGUUGGACAUAGUUAUUAUACACAACAGCCUGGUGGAAGUGGUGCUCCAGAUUUCGAUUUUAAUAGUUUCUUCCGAAACUUUGAUAUGUUUCGUCAGCAUAGACAUACUGAUGAUCAUGGUUCGUUCUUCAAUUUUCGUGGUUUAUUUGACGAUGAUGAUGGUGAUGACGAUGGCUUCUUUUCACCAUUCGGCAGCAUGUUCCAUUCAUCAGAUGAAUCUCAUGGGUUUGUUAGACAUCAAGGUCAACAAAACUGUCAAACUCAAACCAUACGAAGAGGUAAUACAAUUAUUACUCAAACACGUUGUUCUUAAUUACAUCCUAGAAGUGAUUUCAUUGGUAUUAUUUUGUACUAUUAUACAAAAAUAUCUCACUGUUGUUUGCCCUCUUGAUAAGCUUAAAAUUGUGUACAGCCGGUGGUCGUUAUUAUAAUGUUUUACAAUGUCAUUUUGUUUAUAUGAACGUUGUAUUACUUUUUCUAAUAAUCCACAUAAAAUAACUGGUUGUUCAUAUCACACACAGUGUUUUGUUUUGUUUGGAAAAAAGUGUUUUUUAUAUCUAAAGACGUGUGCCUACUCAUUCAUCUCUUCUGCUUUAUUCUCUUGAGACUACCAUUGUCUUUCUCUUGUCAUUGGUUUGCGUGGAUAAUUUUAAGGAGUAAAGAAAAUGUAUAAAAGGUAAUUUCCACAAACAUUAAACAACCAUGAUAAAUAAAAAUUUCCACUAUUUCGUUCGUUUGAUAGAUAUAACCAACUGUUGAUUGUUGUUUGGUUCAACAAAUUUCUAUAAUAAAAAUUAAAGCCAUC
Messenger RNA from Schistosoma bovis, 1529 nucleotides. NCBI's taxonomy places the organism in Eukaryota, Metazoa, Platyhelminthes, Trematoda, Strigeidida, Schistosomatidae. The record is from the annotation of a GenBank genome assembly.